Malania oleifera is the source of this 851-nucleotide messenger RNA. RefSeq lists its product as uncharacterized. Bases 320 to 658 code for a protein of 112 amino acids. The record is from RefSeq and is a predicted model, not a curated record. Lineage: Eukaryota; Viridiplantae; Streptophyta; Magnoliopsida; Santalales; Ximeniaceae. The transcript has a single exon.
UUUUCUUUUUUCAAAAAUGUAAUUACUUUUAUCUUCCAAUCGUAACAGUAACUCUUGAUAAGCACGCGUAUCAAAAGAGACCAAGGUGCUCCCAAAUAGCAGGGGUAGUUCCGUCAUUUAUUCGCCUUACCAAUCUUCCCCACCUUGCGUCUUCUCCACUGGCCACCUAAACUGCACAAAUGCGAAGUGGUUGAGAUUAGGUCAGGUUCUUUCUCCUUCAUUAAAAACCCUAAGUCUAACCCCUAGCCCUAACCAUUGGUCCAUUGCAUGCCUGAUUGCAUGCUCGUUUGCUUCCCAAUCAAAGGCGAUAUCUGAACUAAUGGCUCUCUCCUUCAAUUCGCUACUCCGACGACUCGCAUGCCGGUGGCCUGUGCUGCUCUACGCAGCAGGGUGGACGGCGCUCCUGACGCUGACUGUGGCGGUGGCCUCUUUCUCCCCCGAGCUUGCGUUCAUCUCGGCGAUAUCUCCGUCGUCUUCGUUCACCGCAGCGUGCGAGACGGAGGCGUCCUUUAGAAUUCCGUUGGACGUUCCGACGGAGAUUCUUUGCUUUCCGUCUCAUCUUUUCAGAAGGUCUGUGAUGGAUCUGCUGGUUCCUCCGGUGUUCGCCGCGGUUGUCAUCGCCGGUUCGGUCUUCGUGGUGCGAGCCUUGGCCUUGUAGGAGAAAGGCUAGUCACUCACGUGGCCAAUGUUGACCGUAGAUUUUGAGAAUGCCAAAUCUGUGAUGGUGUGUACACAUGAUCAAGUGUAACGAUGCCUACGAACGAUUUUUUGCUUUUGAUUCUUUUGCCGUUUGAUGACGAUGGGGGUAAUUAAACAUAUUUUUAUAGAAUAAUAUUCUCAAAAAUUUAGGC